Molecule: messenger RNA, 273 nt
Organism: Acanthocheilonema viteae
Lineage: Eukaryota; Metazoa; Nematoda; Chromadorea; Rhabditida; Onchocercidae
Source: the annotation of a GenBank genome assembly
AGCUCUCCGGUCAGUUCACCAGCAAUUUGCGCUUUUUGUUCCGAAAAAAUAGACGGUCCAAUAAUAACAGCAUUAGCACCAAAUUCAUAUUACGCUCAAAAAUUCCAUCCGUACCAUUUCAUGUGUACUUAUUGCCAAAAGGCAUUAAAUCUACGUGGCACUUAUCGGGAACAUGAACGAAAACCAUACUGUCAUGAAUGUUUCUAUCGAUUGUAUAACGGUCUCAUCUAUUCACCGGAUGAAAAACAAGCCAGAAUUGAAAAAUUAAUUUAG